UUUCUCUCCCUCUCUAACCCUGCCAAAACUUGGCCGUACGGCUAAAGUUAGCCCGCCUGAGGCCCUAUAUAAGCCCCCAGGGAACGGGCCCUUAAUGUGGCUUCUCUCAGUCUUCUCUUCUUCACAGUCCAAACUCCACACACCCUCUCCAAAUGGCACCCAAGAAGGCAAAGAGGAGGCAGCAGGCCGAGGGCGGGUCCUCCAAUGUCUUCUCCAUGUUUGAGCAGAGCCAGAUUCAGGAGUACAAGGAGGCUUUCACAAUCAUCGACCAGAACAGAGACGGUAUCAUCAGCAAAGAUGACCUCAGAGACGUGCUGGCCUCCAUGGGCCAGUUGAACGUGAAGAAUGAGGAGCUGGAGGCCAUGGUGAAGGAGGCCAGCGGCCCCAUCAACUUCACUGUGUUCUUGACCAUGUUCGGCGAGAAGCUGAAGGGUGCUGACCCUGAAGACGUCAUUGUCAGUGCCUUCAAGGUCCUGGACCCCGAGGGAACCGGCUCAAUCAAGAAGGAAUUCCUUGAGGAGCUGCUGACCACUCAGUGCGACAGGUUCUCCGCAGAGGAGAUGAAGAACCUGUGGGCCGCCUUCCCCCCAGAUGUGGCCGGAAACGUUGACUACAAGAACAUCUGCUACGUCAUCACACACGGAGAGGAGAAGGAAGAGUAGAGGGGGAAAAAAUCCAGAAAGCGACCAUCCAUCUUUUCUCUACCUCCACAAUAGCAUCCCUCCGCACUCCUUUCUUCUUCUUCAGUCACUCACAUUCCCCCCUUCUCAUCUCACGCACGGAGACAGACUCAAAUCUGCCGCCCAGACACCCGAUGAGGGCUCAAUGUUCUGGACUUCUUUAUGUAUGAGCAUUGAUGGGAAAUGGGGUUAUUUUCAAUAAAAUGAUCAUUAAAUCCA
Molecule: messenger RNA, 899 nt
Organism: Anguilla rostrata (American eel)
Lineage: Eukaryota; Metazoa; Chordata; Actinopteri; Anguilliformes; Anguillidae
Gene: mylpfa
Product: myosin light chain, phosphorylatable, fast skeletal muscle a
Exons: 7
Coding region: 153-662 (169 amino acids)
Biological process (GO): skeletal muscle tissue development
Cellular component (GO): cytoplasm
Molecular function (GO): calcium ion binding
Source: RefSeq, a predicted model, not a curated record